Gymnodraco acuticeps is the source of this 2512-nucleotide messenger RNA. Its product is annotated as E3 ubiquitin-protein ligase TRIM69-like. Gene Ontology annotation, molecular function: protein binding; zinc ion binding. The coding region runs from base 380 to 2017 and encodes 545 amino acids. The record is from RefSeq and is a predicted model, not a curated record. The transcript has 2 exons. NCBI's taxonomy places the organism in Eukaryota, Metazoa, Chordata, Actinopteri, Perciformes, Bathydraconidae.
AGGCCCUGUAGUGGAAAUGCGCCAUAACACACCGUUCUAAAAUAUAGCUAUAAAUCUCCAGAUGUGUAAAGAGAUGUCUUUAUUUAUUGAGAAAAUAUUCCUACUUGUGCUCAAUACACUAUUUGAAAGCCUCUUGGAUCAGUUGUAAAAUGCAUCGUCACAAAGUUAAAUAACAAGCUUCAACAGUUCUUCCUCCACUCCCUCUUGGCAAACUGCCACUGAGAGGAGGAACCAUACGGUAAGAGAAGAAUUUCAAUGUCCUGGAAAUGAAAGCUGAAGAUUGUCUGAGCGACAGCAGUGUCUCUGUUUCUCUGAAGAAACACUCGACUCAGCAGCUCUUUUCAACACAGCAGGACCUCUGCAAACACUGAGUGAAGACAUGUCUGCUGCCAGCUGUCUGCUGACUGAAGAUCAGUUUCUGUGCUCCAUCUGUCUGGAUGUGUUCACUGAUCCAGUCAGCACACCAUGUGGACACAACUUCUGUAAAGCCUGCAUCUCUGAACACUGGGAUACUAAAGUCCCCUAUCAGUGUCCGAACUGUAAAAAGUUAUUCCACACAAGACCUGAAAUGCUGGUCAACACGUUCAUCUCUGAGAUGGCGGCUCAGUUCAGACAGUCAGCUCAACAGAAAGCCAGCAGCAGCAGCUCAGAGCAACACGUUGUCAAACCAGGAGAAGCUCCCUGUGACGCCUGCACUGGAACCAGACUGAAGGCCCUGAAGUCCUGCCUGGUGUGUCUGGAGUCCUACUGUGAGACUCACCUGGAGCCUCACCUGACAAGAGCAGGCCUGAAGAAACAUCAGCUGAUCGACCCUGAGGAGAACCUGGAAGGCAGGAUGUGUGUGAAGCACGAUAAACUGCUGGAGCUGUUCUGUAAGACCGACCAGGUGUGUGUCUGCGUGCUCUGCACUGUUUCAGACCACAAGACACAUGAUGUUGUUCCUCUGAAAGAAGGAUAUGAAGGAAAGAAGGCAGAGCUGGGAAAGACAGAGGCUGAAAUUCAGCAGAUGAUCCAGAAGAGACGACUGAAGAUCCAGGAGAUGAAUCGCUCAGUGGAGCUCAGUAAGGAAGGAGCAGACAGAGAGAUAGCAGAUGGUGUUCAGGUCUUCACCGCUCUGAAGGAGUCUGUUGAGAGAAGCCAGGCCGAGCUCAUGGACACCAUCAAAGAGAAGCAGAGAGAGACAGAGGAACAGGCUGAAGGCUUCAUCAAACAGCUGGAACAGGAAGUCUCUGAGCUGAAGAAGAGAAGCUCUGAGGUGGAGCAGCUCUCACGCUCUGAAGACCAGCUCCACCUCCUCCAAAGCUUCACGUCCCUGAACGCUGCUCCACCCACCAAGAACUGGACAGAAGUCAGGGUCCGUCCACCUUCAUAUGAGGGGACUGUGAGGAGAGCUGUGACUCAGCUGGAGGAGACGCUCAGUAAACAGAUGAAGAAGCUGCUCGAGCUGAAGAGGGUCCAGCAGUAUGAGGUGGAGGUGACUCUUGAUCCUGAUACAGCACAUCCCGAACUCAUCCUGUCUGAUGAUGGAAAACAAGUGAAACAUGGUGAUGUGAAGAAGAAUCUCCCAGACAAUCCAGAGAGAUUUGAUUCUUCUCACUGUGUUUUAGCAACGCAGAGUUUCUCUUCAGGAAGAUUUUAUUGUGAGGUUCAGGUUAAAGGGAAGACUAAGUGGGAUCUAGGAGUGGCCAGAGAGUCGAUCAACAGGAGGGGAGAUAUCACAGCGUCUCCUCAGAAAGGUUACUGGGCGAUAGUGUUGAGGAAUGGAAAUGAGUACAAAGCUUGUGCUAGUAAUCGAGUCCGUCUCUCUCUGAAGUCUCAGCCUCAGAAGGUGGGGGUGUUUGUGGAUUAUGAGGAGGGUCUGGUCUCCUUUUAUGAUGUUGAUGCUGCAGCUCUGAUCUACUCCUUCACUGGCGUCUGCUUCAAAGAGAAACUCUACCCAUACUUUAGUCCCUGUAACAACGAUGGUGGUAAAAACUCUGCCCCUCUGAUCAUCUCUCCUGUCAAUCACACCGAGUAGAACAACCCUUUGAUUUUCUACAGAAAGAGAAACUAACUUUCACUAAAUGGGUGGUGUACAUUGUACACAUUGUUAAUUUUUCAGAAUCUGAUCACAUAUGGUUCACCUUGAGACGCAUACAAAUACAUGAAAUACUGAGUAUACAGAUUGCACUACCUGCCGUCAUAACUUCAAGUGAUCAGAAAACUAUUUACCCAAAAAUACACUUUUGCCACUUCUUUAUACGUCAGGGGGACAAGAAAGUAUUUAUUGUAAAAAAGUGUCAUUCUUGCACACAUAACUAGUGGAAGUAAUGCACUCCUUUUUCAUUCGUAAAAUACUGUAUAUAUACAUUUCCUUUUUUUAUAAGUUUAAAAGGGAGCGAUUAUGGGUAUGUCUGGUAUGUUUUAUAAGGGUAGAUUCAGGAUUCAUUCUUUUAUUAAAGUAUAUUGGUACAAACCUCUCUGCACACUGCUUGUAUAGUUUGAAUAAAGCCUCAAUGGGUUAAAAAAGGAA